CUUCUAUUGCAUUUAUCAGAUUAUGUUAUGAGCAUUUAUAUAUAAAUUUUGUAAAUUAGUAUCAUUUUAUUUAGUUUAGACUUGUUUUACAUACAUUACUGCCAACACAGAAAUUGGCCAGUAUAUAUCUACUUUUAGCUUAAUUAUAUUUAGACUAGUUUUACAUUCUCCUGGAGCCUUUACGACCCACACAUGGUGAUGAUGCUUUGACAACUGCAUAGGUGUAUGAAAUUGAAAUAAUGAUGAUAUUGAAAUCUUUGGGGUUUUGUGGUUGGAAGACGAAUGAAAGUUCAUCAUCAAAGAGGGAGUAUAAAACAGUAAUAGAAGAGCUAUGCCAUCAAUUUUGCAUGGAAGAUAUUAGAAAAGCAACCAACAACUUGGACAAGAAACUUCUCCUUGUAGAAGCCACCAAUAAUUUUUGGUUGUACAAAGGUUGUGUCAAGUAUAACGGUACAAGUGAUUAUACAAUUACAAUAAAACGCGGGAACCCUACUAAAAAGAAAAAUGAGGAGGAUAGCACCCGUUCAUAUAUGGUGAAGGAAAUUGAGGUGCUAUGUCAGCUUCGUCACCCAAAUAUAAUCUCACUUAUAGGCUUCUGCGACAAUGAAAAUGAAAUCAUUGCUGUGUACGAAUACAUGGCCAAUGGAUCACUUGAUGAUUACUUGACAAAUAGGAAUAACCAACCACUUUCAUGGAAGAAAAGACUAGAGAUCUGCAUCGGAGUAGCACGUGCUCUACACUAUCUUCACUCAGGAGUCAAGCGCGUUAUCAUUCAUCGUCUUAUAAAUUCAAGUUAUAUUCUUUUGGAUAACAAUAUGAUGCCCAAACUUGCAUAUUUUGGACAUUCCUUGCAAGGACCACUCUCUACCUCCAAGCCAAAACCAAUUAUAGAUGUUCUUCAGGGUAGAAUUGGAUACAUCUCCCCUGAACUUUUUUCUUGUGGCAUCUACACUGAUAAAUGUGAUGUUUACUCUUUUGGUAACGUUCUACUAGAUGUAUGCGGCAGAAAGGACAAGGAUUUGUUGGUCAAGAAGGCCAAUAUAUUUGCAAGCCUACACUUCGAGAGGACGAGUGAAUUCUGGUUAAGGGUGCUCUCACGUAAGAGGAUCCCUAUAGAAGAGAUGGUUGAUCCAGAUCUUAACGGAAAGAUUGCUCCCGAGUGUUGGGAUGCAGUAAUGAAUAUUGCUCAAAGAUGCAUAGAAUAUGAAGCAGAUGAGCGACCAACAAUGGGUGAAGUAGAGUUGUUGCUUGAGCGUGCUCUCUCAUUGCAGCAACAAGCUGAUGAUAUUACAAACACCAAUGCUGCUCAUUACACCUUAUCCUCCACCACCUAUAUUUAUGAGGGACCAUCAAUUUGUAUUGAUGCCAAUAACAUAGAGGAUAUACUAAGCCAUCAAUUUUCCCGAGCUGAUCUUGCACUAAUGACCGGAAAUUUCGAUGAGAGAAAAAUAAUUGGAAAAGGUAGUUUUGGGGAAUUGUACCAAGGUCGUGUCAGACUUAAAAGGUCUAACAGAUAAUUACUACUAUCUUAUCGCAAUCAAGAAGAUGCAUUG
Molecule: messenger RNA, 1553 nt
Organism: Arachis stenosperma
Lineage: Eukaryota; Viridiplantae; Streptophyta; Magnoliopsida; Fabales; Fabaceae
Product: receptor-like protein kinase FERONIA
Exons: 2
Coding region: 240-1517 (425 amino acids)
Biological process (GO): protein autophosphorylation
Cellular component (GO): plasmodesma; plasma membrane
Molecular function (GO): transmembrane receptor protein tyrosine kinase activity; ATP binding
Source: RefSeq, a predicted model, not a curated record